CUCUUUUAAUUUUUGUUGCCACAAUUUUUAAUUUCGGUUCGUUCUUGAUGUAAUAUAUAUCACAUAUUUAUUUAGCUUAAUAGUUUAUGCUUAUUAUGCCUACAACAUUUAAUACGUAAUGUAAUAAUUAAAAUCUUACAUAAUAAAGUUACUUAUUUAAUGUUAUGUUUACAAAAACUAAAAUAUUCAGACAGGCAUUUGUAUAAAAUAAAAGGUGGCAGCACAUUGGGGUGUGUUAUAUUGAUUUUCUUAUGCUCUCUUGGGUAUAUAUUUUAAUGUCACUGAAUCAAUAACAGAAUUUUUGCUGUAACGACCUUUUGACCAGACAGUGCCGGUUGCUUUUAGUCGCUGUUUUUAAAAAGUAAUAUUUGAUAGAAGUGAUGUGAUUUAAAUCCAGUUGUAUUUGCUCUUGAGAGCAAUAAAUAUGGUAGAGGUGACUAACAAUGCGAUGGAACAAGACAUGGCUGGGGCCCAAGACACUAUUUAUCUUUGUAAUUUUCGCGUCUCAGUUGACGGCGAAUGGCUCUGUUUAAAAGAACUGCAAGAUGUUGAAUUUAACAUGCAAAACUAUUCUCCACCAUCACCUGACGUUCCAAUACACUCUUUUGGUAGAGAUCCUGUGGCUAUAGAAAGAAGCAAUCUCCUGAAUAUCAGUAAAUUGGUAGUGAAGGAACUGAUAGAACAGUCUCUUAGAUAUGGAAGGAUGCUUGAUUCUGACCAUAUGCCCUUGCAACACUUUUUUAUCGUUUUAGAACAUGUUUUAAGGCAUGGACUACGGUUAAAAAAGGGUCUGUUGGGUCCUAGAAAGGAACUUUGGGACAUUUUACAACUGGUAGAGAAAUAUGCUCCUGAAGCACAAGACAUUACUUCUAGUGUUCGCGAUUUACCAACAGUACGAACACACAUGGGUCGCGCCCGCGCCUGGCUCAGACUCGCUCUUAUGCAGAAGAAACUUGCUGAUUAUCUGAAGGUGUUGAUCGAUCAUAAGGACGAAACGCUGGUCGAAUUCUACGAACCUGACGCGUUGAUGUUAAGUGACGAAGUAAUCAUCAUUAUUGGAUUAUUGGUUGGACUGAACGUUAUUGAUUGCAAUUUAUGUGUAAAAGAAGAAGAUUUAGAUUGUCCGCAAGGGGUUAUUGAUUUUUCGUUGUACUUAAGAUCUUCAAAUCAGGUAACAGAAGAAGAAAAUAAUGAGGAACAGGGUGACGAUAAUAUGAUAACUGUUCUGGACCAAAAAAGUUAUAUGGAAGAACUUAACAGGCAUUUAAAUGCAACUGUGACAAAUCUUCAGUCAAAAGUGGAAUCUUUGACCACAGAAAACGCUCUUAUAAAAGAAGAUCUUUCAAUUACAAAGAAUAGUUUGUACAAUAUUUACGAAGAAAACCGAUUACUGAGGAAGGAACUUGGAAAAGAAGAUCCUGGUGAUAAAAAACAGAAUAGUAUGAAAUCGAAACGGGAUUCCAGCAGUAGUUCUGAUAACAACGAGGCAGGAGCAAGAAACGACACUGUCGUAAUCGAAGAUUUAAAGAAACAACUUGAAGAGGAACACAAUGCCAGGCAAGAAGCAGAAAAAGAACUGGAUUUACAGAUGUGUCUUAAGGCUGAAAUGGAAGUGGCAAUGAAGCUUUUGGAAAAGGAUAUUCAUGAAAAACAAGACACAAUUAUUUCUCUACGAAGACAACUUGAAGAGAUCAAACUCAUUAAUUUAGAGAUGUACAAAAAACUGCAAGAAUGCGAAGUGGAACUGACUCAAAAGGGCGAGAUGGUCAGUCGCCUUCAGGCCAAAGCCGGUCAAAUCGGCAAAAUCCUGAACAAUCUUGAAAAGUACAAUCAUUUAAUAAAAGAAGCCGAACACGACAAGAAGCACUGCGAUCGAAAAGUUCUUGAUCGCAAACGAAUGUCUUUGCCCAAGAGCCUUUCGAAAGACAGUUGCUUGAAAAUUGUACAUCAACAGAAAAGCUCAUUGCCGAACGAACUUAACGAGAAUGAACCUAACACUAGCAGCGUUAAUACGGGUAACAAUGAAAACGCGACAAAUUUAAAUCAAAUAAAAGAAAUGGAAAGUAGUGUUAACGAAAACGUUGAUGAUACUGGGAAAAUAGUCACGUCUGAUAGCAAAGACGACGUUAGCGAUUUUGAAAUCGUCAAUGCUGGUAACAGCUCUUCUGUAACGCCGGAAGUUGAGGAAAAAAAUAUUCGCGAUAAAAAAAUUUAAAUGUCUAUACUACUAAAAAAAUAUUCUGGUCUUGUAUCGCUUGUUCAAAAAUAAUAAAUUUCAGUGUUAUUCUUCGGAAAUUUAUCAUUAAAAAAGUACGAUAUUGAGCUUACAAUGGAUUUCAACUAAGGUUUCCAAAUCCCGGGACCGAAAGAUAUUUGGGACGGGUAUCAAAUUUUAUGUCCCAGCAUUUGUCCUGAAAAUCUCGAAAAUGGUCCCGAAAUCGAUAUACAUAUAAUCAAAGUACGUGGGUGGCACUCAUUGCUCAAAAAAUAUGAGAUAUUGAACAUUAUUUGAUACUAAAAUAAGACUUUCGGUAAACCCUCUAAUUCCUUUAGACAAUUUACCAGUUUUGUUGCGUUGACAGAUUACUCGCUUAGUGGGGAUGUAUUCAUGACGUGAUCAUAAAUUCGGGAUAUUUAAGAUUUUGGGACUAUUUCUAAAAUCCUGGGACCAUAUUUUUUGGACAAAAUCUUGGGACUGGAAACCCUAAUUUCAACAGUUUUAUGUAGUUCCUGCUUACUUUGAUAACAUGCUUUAAACUCAUUGUAUCAUUAGUGCUAAUAUUUAACACCACUUCCCUUGUGACAUGAGACCUCCUUUUAUUUAAUCUGUCUAACAGUUCGUAUUCAGUAUUGCUAAUUUUUUUAUUUUUGUGUUUUAUUUAUUAAUAAUAACAAACAAAUGUUUUCAAAGUGUAACUUUCAUAAAUAACUACAAACUGUUUCUUUUAUGUAAUUGGAAAUAGAUUCAAAUUAAUUACAUGUUGUUUGCGAUGAUUAUGGUGCUGUUCACUAUUUAUUAUAACGUAAUUAUGAUAUUGUUUAAAGAAGUAUGAACUUCUGUGCUGGUUUAUAUUUUAAUAUUUAAUUUGUUGGCUCUACGGUUUCUUAAAUGUCUUGUUUAUUGCGUUUUUUCGCGAAUGAAAAGAAUCUUUUAUUUUAUAUCAUCUAAUUAUUAAAUUGAAACUAAUUAUUGUAAUUUGUUAAUGGGAUCUAAAAAGUGAUAAAACAUUCCGGUAUUAAUUUAAUUGUGGUGUUUUUUUAUCCGUAUGAAACACUGUUAUAUGCAGUAAACUUUUAUAACAUUAUGGUAUGCUAACUAAUCGUAAAGUGGAAAAGAUUUGAAUAAAAGCAUUAUGGAGCCAAUAAAUUGAUUAAAUAUUAAAAUGCAUUGAAUUUAUUGUAUGCAAUGUAACAGAAAAUGUCAUAUAUAA
This is a messenger RNA of Agrilus planipennis (emerald ash borer), 3431 nucleotides long. Its product is annotated as RUN and FYVE domain-containing protein 2. NCBI's taxonomy places the organism in Eukaryota, Metazoa, Arthropoda, Insecta, Coleoptera, Buprestidae. The transcript is spliced from 8 exons. The coding region runs from base 425 to 2215 and encodes 596 amino acids. Gene Ontology annotation, cellular component: cytoplasm. Gene Ontology annotation, molecular function: metal ion binding. The record is from RefSeq and is a predicted model, not a curated record.